Sesamum indicum (sesame) is the source of this 3369-nucleotide messenger RNA. Its product is annotated as Transducin/WD40 repeat-like superfamily protein. Gene Ontology annotation, molecular function: protein binding. Lineage: Eukaryota; Viridiplantae; Streptophyta; Magnoliopsida; Lamiales; Pedaliaceae. The record is from RefSeq and is a predicted model, not a curated record.
UUUUUAGGAGGUGUAAGUAUAAAUAGGCUAAAGUUAUAUCAACAUAAUGCAUAGCUGGACACGACAAGCGCAACACACCAGUUAGAACUCAAAAAGUCAACUUGGUAUACUUGUUGAUGUGUUAGCAAUAUAAAUGGUCAAUACUUUCCUUUUUUUUUUAAAUAAGCCAAGUGAUGAUAUGAUUGGGAGAUAGACGUGAAGAGAGGUAAGUGUGAUGACCAUUAUUGACCAUUUCCAUUUUCCUACCAAUUCUCAAGACAAUAAUAAUGUAACGCCUUCUUAUGUUUUAUGUCCCUUGUUUUCCUCCCUUCCACUUCUCCUCAUUCCAGCCUUUGCUCUCUCUCUCUCUCUCUCUCUCGUCUGCUCAAAGAUUCUCCAAGAAUUCUUCAAUCUUUCUUCUCUCUCUCUCUCUUGAGAAAGCCAAAACUCAACACAUACAGAACAUAUUCAUAAUUUCUUGUUUGUUUCCGUUUCCUGGAUUUGAUUCUGUGAGUUAUCACAUAUGCAAUGUGCAAGGAUGAAACGGAGGACACUAACCAUGGAUUGGGACGGUCUUGGAGAUGACGAUGAUGAUGACCGUUUCUUUGAGUCUAAUGGAAGGAUAUCAUCAGCUCUUCCCCUUGACUUGCCUUCCUCCGGAUCAGAUGAGGAUGAGGACUUUGAGGAUAGUCGCAUGUCGUUUGUUUCUGCCAUUUCGUCGACCUCCUUCAAAAGCAUCCGUCCGUCAAUGUCAAGACCUUCUUCCAUGUUCGCAGGGUAUGAUAUGUGGACGGCUGAACCGGGGGAUAUCAGGGAACGACGCAAGCGUCUGCUACAAGGCAUGGGCCUGUCCAGCACCAAAGACAUGCUCAGGAUUGCCAGCACCAAGCUUGUUAGAGGUGUUUCAGGAAAACAAGAUAACGGCCAAGUGUCAACAGUAAAGGUUGACUCUCCUGCCAGAGUAAAAUUUGAUUCUUCUCCCAAGGAAGAACGGAAAAGAGAUGAGUCUUCUCCUUCUUCACCUUUACAUUCACAUACACCUGCAAUUGUCCUUGCCCGAUCGCGGUCAGAUGGUGAUAUACAAGCUUUUUCUGCAAAAACAAAACAACGUAAAGAAGAAUUAAUUGGUCCGGUAUCGAAACAAAGACUUACCAGAACAUCAUCGGGGCUAGUGGUACCUACUAUAGGUGUAUGUCAAUACUCAACUGCUGUUAGAAUACCCCCAGAAAGACGGAGAAACAGAUCAUCAAAUUUGAACCAUGAUCAGUUACAAUCCGUAGUGGCAGAUGGUGCAUUUGGUUCAUUCUUCUUAAUAAAGAAUUUGGACACUGGAAAGGAGUUUAUUGUUAAAGAAUACAAUGAACAGGGAAUGUGGAAUAAGCUCAGUGAUGUUCAGACAGGGCAGCAGCUUACAAUGGAGGAGUUUGAGAAGUCUGUUGGAUAUUCACCGGUGGUGAAGGAGUUGAUGUGCCGGCAGAAUGUGGUAAGAAAAACUCAUGAAGAUGGCAGGAAAAUCAACAAUCAUUCCUCUUUCAGUAAGAGUUUCAGAAAUAGCAAGAGAAGGGGAGCUGCACUUUUGAAGAAUAUAAAGGGAGUAGCAACUUCGAUGAGCGGAUUACACAAAGAACACGAGCAUUCUUCACAUGAGGACCACAAACCAGCAAAGGCUACAACGCAAUGGGUAAAAGCUCGUCAACAUGGGAAAUCAUACAAAGAACUUACAGCUUUGCAUAUGUCUCAAGAAAUUCAAGCACAUGAGGGUUCAGUAUGGACCAUCAAAUUCAGCUGGGAUGCUCGUUUUCUAGCAAGUGCAGGAGAAGAUAAGGUGAUUCAUGUGUGGGAAGUGCAGGAAUGUGAAGUUGCAUCGACAAAGGCUGAUGAUACAAGUUCACUUAGUGGCACACCUGUUCAUCCGAUGGCUUGCAUUGGGUCAGACCGCUCUCCACUUGCAGAAUUAACACCUAUACCAUCUGAAAAGAAGAAAAAGAGUAAAAUCCAUAGGAAAAAAGGCAACUCAAUCCCACACUAUGUAAAUGUGCCAGAAACUGUAUUCGCGCUUUCUGAAAAACCAGUAUGCACUUUCAAAGGUCAUCAAGAAGAUGUCUUGGAUCUAUCAUGGUCGAAGUCUCAGCUUUUGCUUUCAUCCUCAAUGGAUAAGACAGUUAGGAUGUGGGAUCUGGAAACAAGGAGCUGCUUGAAGAUGUUUGCGCACAAUGACUAUGUAACUUGCAUACAGUUCAAUCCAGUAGAUUCGCUUCGCAUUUGGAGCAUACCUGAUCGUCACGUUGUUGACUGGACAGAUCUACAUGAAAUGGUUACCGCUGCUAGCUACACCCCCGAUGGCCAGGGUGCUAUAAUUGGUUCUCAUCAAGGGGUCUGUCGAAUUUACAGCAUAGAUGAUUACAAAAUGGAACAUCAAUGCGACUUCCAGCCAAAGAUAAAGGCCCAAACCAAAAAACUCCCUGGUUUUCAAUCUCAACCUCAAGCCAAAAAAGUCACUGGUUUUCAGUUCACCCCUUGGGAUCCAUCAGAAGUGCUUAUUACAUCCGCUGAUUCCCGAAUUCGAAUCUACAGUGGGUCAGAGCUCAUCCAAAAAUAUAGAGGAUUUCGGAACACAAACAGCCAAAUUUCAGCUUCUUUUAGCCCGGAUGGAAGACAUGUCAUCAGUGCCAGCGAAGAUUCUCAGGUCUAUAUAUGGAAAGUUGCAGAGUCCAAAAAUCCCAGUGAUGGGAAGAGAAAAUGUAGAAUCACAGUCCAGGCUCACGAGCACUUCCACUGUAAAGAUGUCUCGGUUGCAAUUCCAUGGCCUGGUAGUAUAAAAAAUGAGCCACCAAUGGUUGAAAUACAUUCUAAAAGGCAUUCAUCAAAACGUUCAACUGCUCCACCACCAAAUUCCAGCAUCAGUUCUCCAACUGAAGACAACUUGGUUGGUUUAAGUAGCCGGAGGCAUUUGCCUCCCCUGCCCAAGAAAAGCAUUGUUUUUGAUAGAAAUUCAAGCUGUGUGGACGAGGAUUUUGCUCACUCUUCUCGCAUAGAUCCCGGAAUUGGUGUGAGCAAUUCGUUCGCUUCAUCUUCUGCAUCAAUUAAUUAUUAUGACUCGCCUUUCAUUUCCACUGAUGCUUCUUCACCAUCCCGGCAUUGGUCUUCAUCUGAUAAUGGAGGAGGCCAUGGAGGUAGCCAUGGGGGUCAAACUGUCCUAGCCACAGCAUGGGGACUGGUAAUAGUAACGGCAAGCUUGCAAGGUGAGAUCAGAGUCUACCAAAAUUUCGGGCUGCCUCUUAAAGUCGGUCGUCCGGCCAAUCUCUUCUAGCUUUUGGCUGCACUAAUCUUGUACUCCCAUUGUGAACUAUGCACCAACAUAUAUUAGAAUUGGUUGAAGCUAAAGCAAAA